CUUUGCCGUCUGCUCUCAAUUCUAUCCUUUCCAAAGUCUACUUAAUCUCUCCACCCGAGCAAUAAUCAUGGAGGACCUCGUCAUCACACCUUCUCAGAAGGCGCAGCUACACGAGGUAGCCGAUCUCAUGCUCGAAAUCUACCGCACCCUCGCACGCAUGCGCUACCUCGACCCGUCGUGGAUCCGCGAGGGGCCGCACGACAUCAGUGUUCUUCUGCCCAUGUAUCAUUCCCACGGCCUGGAUGCCACGGUCAUCUACCUGUAUGGCAUCCUCCCUUACGUUGACACGGGCGGCGCCGAGAACGUGGACUUUUUUCAAGGCGGUGAGUUUGCGGACUUCCGCCUGGAUGAAAGUGUGGAGCGGGGCCGGGAUCCGUUCUAUGAAGGUGAAGACGAGGUGGCUCUGCGCCCGUGGAUGACGCCUUUGUCGUUGCUGGGCAAUCACCAAAGCGUCAUUAUCUACGAUGCGAAGAAACAUUGCAUUGGGAUUUUUGAUCAAGAGUCUGGCGGAAGCACUGAUCACAAUCUGUGGGCUGUCGUGCAAGAGACGAGUGAGGGUGGGGAAGGGGCAGGGGAGGAGAAAGAAGAGGCAGGGGAAGAUGGCGAGAAUAGUCAGGACGAGGAGGAGGGCGAGGACGAGGAAGAUGAGGACGAGGACGGGGAUGAGGAUGAGGAUGAGGACAUGAAGGAGGACGAGGACGAAGAAGAUGGCGAAGGACCCUAUGAUGAGAUGGACAGCCGGCCGGCCGCUAACGUCCUGCGCGACAUCAUCCGGUGGUACCAUGAACUCAUCGAGACCCCGGGAGGCGGCCAGCAUUCCGGGGGCGAGUGGGAUGCAGAGCUGGUCAAGCCUCUGUACCGCAAACACGGCUGGCCCCAUGACAACUUCGAUGGCGACGCUUUCCUCGUGGACCAGGCACGUGCAGCGGCUGCCGCCUCGGCCAAGUGGUCCGCCGAGGAACCGCUUCAUGAGGUGGCCAAGUACAGAGGAUGGCUCGAAGACGACGACAGUCCGGCCAUGCGACAGCGGAGGGACAGGCUGGGGGCAGCGCAAACGGUCGACGAAGAGUGGGUUGCGCGAUGGGAGUUGUGGCAGGCGGAGCAGAGGAAUCGACAUGUCCGGAAGAAACUCCACGAGGCAGAAGAAGUCAGGGACCGCGAAUGUCCCAAUGGACAAUGCCAAAAGCCUGAAGAUCUUCCGCUGUGGGAAUUGAGGCAGCUGCGAAUAAACUCCUGGGAGAAACAGCGGACGCUGGAAGCAACGCAACAAGAGGCAGCCAAAGAGACGGAGACUGGCGAGCCAGAGGGCGUACCAGGGAUCCAGCUCAGGCUUCGUCACGCAGAGAAGCAAGCGGCAACUUAUCAUAAGGCGUAUGAGGCAUCCCGGAUUAACGCCGAGCGCCUCUGUCCAGGCCGGCAGCCCUUCACCCUUGGCCUUGGUGUCGAGACCUCGGGAUUAGAUCUCGAAGAGAGGAUGGCGAAUCUAACUAGCUACAUUGAGGACUCGCAGUCCCAGGCCGCGGCAAUCCAGGAUUGGAUGGCCCAGCUGCCUGCUGAUGGCACUGCCGAUCAAGCAAGAAAACUGGCCCAAGAGGCUGUUAAUAAGAAGGAGCAGUAUAUCGAAACUUGCAUGGAACAGUGCCGUGGAGUGGCUCUAUCGUUGGAGAAAGGGGUAUGAUUAGGAA
Messenger RNA from Phialemonium atrogriseum, 1685 nucleotides. RefSeq lists its product as uncharacterized. Lineage: Eukaryota; Fungi; Ascomycota; Sordariomycetes; Cephalothecales; Cephalothecaceae. The transcript has a single exon. The coding region runs from base 68 to 1678 and encodes 536 amino acids. The record is from RefSeq and is a predicted model, not a curated record.